This is a messenger RNA of Penicillium samsonianum, 1020 nucleotides long. RefSeq names its product thioesterase family protein. The transcript is spliced from 2 exons. The coding region runs from base 1 to 1020 and encodes 339 amino acids. Lineage: Eukaryota; Fungi; Ascomycota; Eurotiomycetes; Eurotiales; Aspergillaceae. The record is from RefSeq and is a predicted model, not a curated record.
AUGUCCACCGUCAACCCAUCCUUCCAAGAGGCCAUCAAGGUCACCCCGCAAGGCCCCAACAAAUACAGCGCCUUCCUCCGACCAGAAUGGUGCAUUGGAACCGUCCCGCACGGCGGCUACACAACAGCCGUAAUCUACCAACUAACCCUAACGCACUUCGCGCACGCCCACCCAAAGCAAUACAAAAGCGCCGCGUCCCCGAUCUCAAUCCAACUCUCCUUCCUACGACGCACAGCCUCAGGCCCCGCAACCUUCGAAGUCGAAGACGUCAAGAUCGGCGCGCGCACAAGCACAAUCCACAUCAAGCUGCUGCAGCCCUCUGAAAAGAAACCCGGACAGCUGGAGACCAUGGUCGCUGGCUAUGUGACCGUCAGCCCGCCGGACGCCGAGGUCGGCAUUAGCGCCAACACAGGGUGGAAGCCUCACCCUGCUCCGGCGGCGGGUUCGCGCGCAGACGGGUCCGUUGAUCUGGCCGCGCUGGGUCGGACGGGCACUGACGGCGCUUGGACGAAGCUCGAGGCGCCUUUUGCGUCGUUCCGUAAGGCUGCGGCGCAGAUUGAGCUCUUUGGUCCUGGGGCUGGAGAGACGCAGCAGAAGCGCUCGGGGGAUAUGGGUAUUGAUCAGUGGGCUAGGUUCCGGCCUGGGGGUGAUGUGAAUGGUCGCUGGACCGAGGCUGCAGUGGCGUAUCUUAUUGAUAUGUUUCCCAUGGCGUUGGAUGGGUUUGAUACUAUGUCUGCUACUGCUGCGGCGGAGGAGAGUGGGACUUCGCUUGCGGAACAGAAGGCGAAGUUUUGGUACCCCACAGUUACGCUCAAUGUGGAUAUGAAGAAACACCUUCCUGCUGAGGGGGUGGAGUGGCUUUAUAGUCGGAUUGUUACUAAGGUUGUUAGAGAUGGGCGGACGGAUUUGGAAGUUACAGUUCUUGAUGAGAAUGGGGAGGUUAUCGCGUUGAGUACGCAGGUUGGGUUGGUUGUUAGUGCUAGUCGAAAUGUUGGAACCAGGAAGAUGGAGAAGUUGUAG